AGCUAAACAAGAGAGAAGAUAUUAGAGCGAAUUCAGCCUUUUGUUUGAGUAUUUGCAGCUUUAAAUAUUGUCCCCCGUGCAGCACCAAGGAAAGAAAACACCGAGGGAGAGGAGGAAAAAAUAUAUAGGGAGUCUUGGCUGAUGCAUCUGUGCAAGAGCAUCCAUUUCACGGCGAUUACAGUUCGAACCUGAGGAGACGGUGCGCAUUUCUUUGAGAAACACGGUGCUUUUCUCUCUCCUCCGAAGUCAUUUUCCUAGAGCGGCUGGCGAACGCAAAGACACGGUUACGGGAUUUCAUAACGAGGCUUUUCGUUUGAAGCAAAAGCAGGUCGAGCGCAGUUCCAGCAGGCUAUACUGCGUCUUGUUUGUGGAGUGGAAUUUUGCGGUCCCUAGCUCAAAACGCAAAGGGGAAUAUCAGACGUUCAAGUUCCCUUGGAAGUUGCGCAGUGAUAUAAAAACAUGGGAAUUUGUGGUUAUCUGGCGGUGUCUGGGAAAUGCCUUGUCGUCAUCGGACUUAAAUUGUUAUUCCUUGUACCUGCAGGAGUUCCAGCUAGAAGCGGGGAUUCUGUAUUAAAGGACAACAUCACCGUCAGACAGGGAGACAGCGCCGUCUUAAAAUGCAAUGUGGACAGCAAAGUCUCACGAGUGGCAUGGCUCAAUCGCACCACUAUUCUAUUUGCAGGAAGUGAAAAGUGGUCUCUGGAUCCUCGUGUCAUCUUGUUGGAAAACACAGCAGUUACAGAGUACAGCAUCAAAAUCCAAAAUGUUGAUGUCCAUGAUGAAGGGCCCUAUGUAUGCUCUAUACUCACAAACAAGAAACCACAAUCCACGAAAGUGCACCUCAUUGUUCAAGUACCUGCCAGGAUCACUAACAUAUCAAAGGACGUCACGGUGAAUGAAGGCAGCAACGUCAAUCUUAUGUGCCUGGCAGUUGGUCGACCUGAUGCCAACAUAAUUUGGAAGCAUCAUUCACCAAGGGGCACCCAUAAAUUUGUGACAGAGGGGGAGCACCUGAUGCUCACAGCCAUCACCAAAGAACAGUCGGGAUCUUAUGAAUGCAUUGCAUCUAAUGACAACUCAAGCCCGGAUGUCAGGACAGUGCAAGUCACCGUCAACUAUCCUCCCUUCAUUUCUAAAGCAAGGAGUACAGGCACUUCAGUUGGACAAAAAGGAAUUCUGCAAUGUGAAGCCUCUGCUGUCCCAAGGGCAGAUUUUGAGUGGUACAAAGAAGACCGCAGGCUCCUCAAUGGACUAAACGGGGUAAAGAUAGAGAAUCAAGGGAAACAGUCUAUGCUUAUCUUUUUCAAUGUCUCAGAAGAAGACUAUGGGAACUACACUUGUGUUGCUAUGAACACCAUGGGAAUCACUAAUGCCAGUAUAAUACUCUAUGGUCCUGGUGCAAUGCAUGACGUGAACGGGGCUACUGCGCUAUCACAUUGCUUUGUAUGCCUCCUGCUUACUGUAACCUCAGUCUACCUUCUCAAGUUCUAAUGUGAAAUGCUACCACCUUGGAGCUUCUCUCAGAAUUGAAAACCAAGAACAGACUUUUAGUCCAGUAAGAAGAAUGGAAACCCAAGAUUGCCAGUGGUCCACCCUAUUUUUUUUCUUUUUCUCUGUUGUUUUUCUUUCCUUUUUCUGGCUUUGUAUCAGAGUCUGUUCUCUGUUGGCUUGUCAAGAGUGAGAAGCAUCAACCUGCAGAAGCAAAGAUUUUAAAUAAUGCACUAAUUUGAUGAUGGUAGAACUUUUGAGUUCGUGUCUCCCCCAAGCUUUUUAUAUGUGAACAUGGAAAAAGAAAAAAAUACAUGUAACUGUUGAUAGUUGACUGUUUAUUGCCCAAUUCUGAAGUGUACAUUCAGAUUAUUAUUAUUAUUAUUAUCGUGUCAUGUCCUGUUCAAUAUCUGUACAAUAACAUUAAGCUUUUUUAGGUAAAUGAUAAAAAGGGAAAAAUGCAAUGUGAUUGUUGAAUUUUACUGUAUUUUUACAGUUGUAUGCAAAACAGAAUAACUGAUACUUCAUUAUAAACAGUUCAGAACAAUAAAUUAUACACCAUGAUUUCUCAGGCAAAGUCCUA
This is a messenger RNA of Neolamprologus brichardi, 2071 nucleotides long. It is a transcript of the gene opcml, whose product is annotated as opioid binding protein/cell adhesion molecule-like. NCBI's taxonomy places the organism in Eukaryota, Metazoa, Chordata, Actinopteri, Cichliformes, Cichlidae. The record is from RefSeq and is a predicted model, not a curated record.